CAGCUCCUCACCCAUACGUUUCUUAAAGAAGAAAAAAAAAAAAAAGGGAACCUCUUUAAGGAAACUGUUCAGUAACAAGGUCUAGCAGAGAUUGAGGGAGAAACCUAUCGCCGACCUUUAGAACGUCUAACCCUGAAAUCUUGAAAACUCUCAUCUUGCUGUAAACCACCAUGCCUGGAGUCAUGGAUCGUAUGGAGCUAAGGAAAGUCUCCACGGAGGCUGACGACGACAGCACCGACAGCCUGGACGACCGCUACACAGAGCCCAUCGACUCUGAGAAGGCCACCAUCAACAGCCAGUUCAUGGAUGAUAACGAUGACGCAGAGAGCCAGAAGUUCCUGUCAAAUGGGAUGAUGAAGAAGAAGAAAUACGAAGAAUACCAUGAAGAAUAUCAUCCCGGCCACGCCUCCUUCGGGAUGUCUGUCUUCAACUUGAGCAACGCCAUCAUGGGCAGCGGGAUCCUGGGCCUGUCCUUCGCCAUGGCGAACACCGGCAUUAUUCUCUUUACAGUCCUCCUCGUCGCUGUGGCGAUCCUCUCCUUGUACUCUGUGCAUCUUCUCCUCAUGACGGCAAAAGAAGGAGGAUCCCUCAUCUAUGAAAAGCUGGGCGAGAGAGCGUUUGGUUGGCCUGGGAAAAUGGCAGCAUUUGGAUCGAUAAUCAUGCAAAACAUUGGAGCCAUGUCCAGCUACCUCUUUAUCGUGAAGUAUGAGCUGCCUGAAGUGAUCCGGGCCUUCUUGGGUUUAGAAGAAAACUCUGGGGAAUGGUACAUGAACGGAAACUACCUGGUGGUGUUUGUGUCGAUCGGGAUCAUUCUGCCUUUGUCUCUCCUUAAAAAUCUGGGCUACCUGGGCUACACCAGCGGUUUCUCCCUUACUUGCAUGGUCUUCUUCCUGGGUGUGAUGAUCUACAAGAAGACCCAGCUGCCCUGCCCUCUUCCUUUCUUUUACCACCACUCGUCCAACCUCAGCGUGAACGGCUCAGAUAUGCCGGGGCUGUACAAUCUACAAAACCGCUCGGCACAAAUGGAUUUCUCCCGAGCCGACGUCACCCCGGCGGUGCUGGGCAGCCACGACGCUCACCACUCCACCAGUGUCCACUUUGAGCCCCACCCCGACGACGAGGAGAUGUGCACACCCAAAUACUUUGUCUUCAACUCACAGACGGCAUACACUGUGCCAAUCCUGGCCUUCGCCUUCGUCUGCCACCCUGAAGUCCUGCCCAUCUACAGUGAGCUGAAAGAUCGCAGCAGGAAAAAGAUGCAGAACGUUUCCAACCUGUCCAUCUUGGCCAUGCUUAUCAUGUACAUGCUGUCGGCGCUGUUUGGCUACCUCACCUUUUAUGACAACGUGGAAGCAGAGUUGCUCCACACCUUCACCAAGGUUUAUAAGUUCGACACCAUGUUGCUGCUGGUGCGCUUGGCUGUUCUCACUGCCGUCACUCUGACUGUCCCCAUUGUGCUGUUCCCUAUCCGCUCCUCCAUCACCACGUUGUUGUUCAGCGGUCGAGAGUUCAGCUGGACUCGCCACAUGCUGAUCGCCGCCGCAAUCCUGGCCUUCAACAACAUGCUGGUGAUCUUCGUCCCUACCAUCAGAGACAUCUUCGGUUUCAUUGGUUCUUCUGCGGCCACCAUGCUCAUCUUUAUUCUACCUGCUGCCUUUUACCUCCGCCUGGUAAAAUCACUGCCAUUCCGCUCCCCGCAGAAGAUCGGGGCGACCAUCUUCCUGGUCGUGGGAAUCAUCUUCAUGAUUGGCAGCUUGUCACUCAUCGUCCUCGACUGGGUUCACAACCCCUCGGGCUCCCACGAUGGUCACUAAAGCUUCCCUCCUCAGAUUCACAGUAAAGAGUGCAGCAACCCCACCACCACCACCACCACCAUCAAGUCUGUUCUCCAAUUGCCUCUUCCCACAUCAGAGGUUCCCUUCCCUUCAUUAAACAUCAAUCAUAAAACCUCAACCUAAGGACAUGACGUGCUGCACUGGGUUAAGACAUCUUCAGUUUUUCCCCCCACAGAAAAUCACUGGAGGGAAUUUUCUUUUAAGCUCAGUUCAUAUUUUUUUGUUGCUGUAAAGUUCUUGAUGUGACACAACAGAAAUAAGAGAAUCAAAACCCAGAGAGGGGGAAACCCACUCUGGUUUAACGUGCCACCAAGACAUCCUGAAAUCAUCAUCAUCAUUGUUAUGAUGACCAUCAUGAAUGCGAGUAUUUCCAGCUAUGAAGAGACAGUACAAACACAUACUGUGUAGCCCUCACCUGAAGCAGAUCUGUGAACUGCAAUUCGCAGGGCUGGAAAGACAAUGCGAGUCCCUCAGUCCCCUGUGCACUUGAAGGAGACAGUUGGAGGUGGAGUGUGUCGUCCUCCGUGAAACAAAGAGCACCUCUAACAUUACAUCUCAUGCACAUGCAAACACACACACACACACACAGACACACACACACACACACACAUAUACAUAUAUAUAUAUUCUUUUAAGCUACUACCCAUGAAAAAUACCUGAAAUUAAUCAAGCAGCAGUUAAUCAGUGACUUAAUUCAAUCAUGCAGAAGUUUUAUUCAGGACAUUUUGGUUUAAUUUGCUGCUGUGCCUCAUGUUAACAAUCAGAAGCUUUGCCAAAGUCUACAUGCACGUACAGGUUUAGUCGAUCGGUUUCAUUCUAGAGCUUCCCCAGCUCCACACUCUCAAGGACCUUCCUUGCUGGCUGUUUUCAUCCUGGCUGUGUACACGAAGCGAGGCGAUGCUUUCAGUAUUACUGUCACAGAGGGAUCUGAACAUGCAAAGUAUGAAUGUACAUAAUUAAGUGUAUCUACUGAAAAAAAAUUAGUGUUGUAUAUAAUAUCUUACUUGACCUCAUACGGCUCUUUGCCAUUCAGGUUGUAUGAAGUUGAAUGACCAUUUCAACACACAGUAUAUACACCUGCUGGAAUAAUUUAAAAGGCACUUGAUAAGGCUGUACAUCUAAGUAUAGGCUACAUGUAUAAAAACGUAUUCAGUUUAGAAAAUGUAAUUGGACAUUUCCAAAAUGAAUUAAAUUCAACCAACAGAGCCAAACUGGAAAUUAUUUAAAAUCUAUUCAAGAUCCCAAGAUUUUAAGUAAAAGUAAAAUAUUUUCAACUUGUGUUAAACUAUAUCUUGGAAUGAAAAAAUGCUCUCUCUCCAAAAAGUCAUUUAACAUUUUUAACAUUUAGCUAUUCAGCUAAAAAAAUAGUUUGAAAUUUUGGGAGGUGACUUUUUGAGGGACUGUUAGCGCUGUCAUGUCUGUAUGCUAUAUAUGAAAUUAGCUUGGCAUAAAGACUGGAAGCAUUAACAGCUAUCUAACUCUGACAUUUUUGCAUUUAGGUUUUCAUACAAAUUAGACUAAUGAGAUAUUUCAGUUACUGAAAGUUUAAGUUACUAAGUUUUAGAGCUGCUACUUGGUUGAGCCAGGCUGACUGUCUUCCCACAUUUUAGCUAACUGUCUCCAGGCGCUAGCUUCAUAUUUAACAGACAUAAGAGUGGUACCAAUUUUUUCAUUUACAUCUCAGCAACAAGUUGAAUAAGGUUUUUCUCCCCAAAAUGUCAAAGGAAUCCUUUAAAGAGUAGUGACUUGGAAGAAGCUGGAUGGUAAACAAUACCACACACUUCAUCAUGCUGUUUGUAACAGAGAAGCUAGCUACAGAACUGAUACCUACAUUAACAUUCAGAGGAUGUGACCCAUGUGUGCAAGACUGUAAACCAAGCUAAAAAAAAUUUUGCUUCUUUUUAAAUUUCAGUUUAUCUGUACAAAGGUGUAUCUUUAAAUAGUCAUGGUUAAUCUUCAGAUAGUAUGUUUGUGAGCACUUGAAGCAGAGCACACUGGUCACGUCGUCUGUCUUGUUCACAAGUCAUUAAGCUCCGUGGAUUGAUUAGUAUUUAUAUAAUUUUAAUUUACUCUGUUGUUGUACACUCAUACCCAAAAAUUAAACAUAUUUAAAUUUCCUAACAUUUUAUUAUCUAAAAAUUUUAAUCAGAUAAAAAUUGCACCAGGAUAAUUCUUUUUACUUAAACCUUUUGGAUUGCUCUCAUUAUAAUUGGCUUUUAGUUCUGGUGCCUUUUGGUAGAACAUCCAUACCCCAGAUUUAUUCAUUUCACUUGUUCUCCGAUGCCGUUGCGUGUCUCGAACACGUCCAGCCAAAGUGGACAGCAUUUAUAGAUCCUUUGUGGAUCUAUGUACAUGAAACAAAUAGAUAUUUCAAAUGAAAUAGUGUAUUAUGUGCAUGUUUUUGGAUUACAAACAUGGUCUUUUUGGACAAUUGUAUAUGCUCUGUAAAUAAUCUUUAUUUUAUGGUACACUGAUACUCAUUGUCUGUGAGUGGGUUGUUGGGGGAUUCUGCCUUACAAGUCUUCUGCAAUCCAGUGUUUGUUUUAGUAUAUAUAUAAAUAUAUAUAACUUGUAUUAGACAUUUUUUUCCCUUGCUGUAUGACAGUAGUUUUUUUUUUCUUUAUUUGAAGCUUGUAUAUUUGUAGAAAAUUGGGUCUCUAUAUAUCCAUUUUCAUUUUUUAAUGUUGUCAUAUCAGGAUGAAUUAAUCAACGGCCUACUUCAUAACAGUUUAUAACACGGUUUUCCCAGAAGUCUCAGAAACAAGGAACCACGUUUCUGUUUCUUAAUGACUCCUGUUGAACAACACUGGGUUGAAAGUAAAGCCACCAGUAAGCAGUAUCGAUGUUGAAUGUGUUUCUUGAAAACAGUGCUGUAAGGCAGAAAGAAGCAAGACGAGAUUAUCCGAAGUAUUUCGUACCCACACUACAGGAAGGUUCUUACAGGACAGAACAUUUUAACAAGUUGUUGUAAGAGCUUAUGGUUUUUCUGUUUUUUAUCAAACGGCACGCAAUAGCAUGUGUAUGCUAACGUGUAGCUGUAUACCUCUAGGACAGCAUAACAAAAUGCACAGGAACUUUCCCUGUUUGCCAGUUCUGAAGCUGGUUCCAGGACAAUCGUACACAGUUGUAGUUCUUACCUUACUGUGGCUUACAAUGUAUAUCACUGCUGUCAUAAAAAAAAACCCAGUUUUGUUGAGGUUUUAUUUCCGUGAUGUUACUUGAACUGAAGCUUUCCACGGUCUGAUAAACGUCAGCACCGAAGGGUCCACACGGCCCAUUCAGUACCCGCUAUGAAUGUUCAAUAAAGACUUGUUCUCAGUUUGAAAA
Seriola dumerili (greater amberjack) is the source of this 5162-nucleotide messenger RNA. It is a transcript of the gene slc38a4, whose product is annotated as solute carrier family 38 member 4. Gene Ontology annotation, molecular function: amino acid transmembrane transporter activity. Lineage: Eukaryota; Metazoa; Chordata; Actinopteri; Carangiformes; Carangidae. The coding region runs from base 171 to 1814 and encodes 547 amino acids. The record is from RefSeq and is a predicted model, not a curated record. The transcript is spliced from 16 exons. Gene Ontology annotation, biological process: amino acid transmembrane transport.